Molecule: messenger RNA, 465 nt
Organism: Fraxinus pennsylvanica
Lineage: Eukaryota; Viridiplantae; Streptophyta; Magnoliopsida; Lamiales; Oleaceae
Source: the annotation of a GenBank genome assembly
AUGGAGUCUUCAAACGGGUAUUUGGCGUACAAACACUCCUUUGCUUCUUCCCGAAGAGAAGUCACUUACAGCUGCGGUACUUGUGGAUAUGAUCUAAACCUGAACUCGUCCAAAAGGAACACAUCAACCAUUGGUUCCAAAUAUUCUAAAUCCAUAAAGAAGGGGAUCAUUACCUUUUCCUCCAUCGAUCAGAACCGAUUCAAUCAGGUCGAAGAUAUCGGUUGCGUACCCUACUUCAUUUCUAAGCACUCUCGGGGUUUGUUCAGACGGAAAACCAAACUUUUGUGCCCGAAAUGUGGUAACCAUAUUGGUAAUGCUUAUGAUGAUAAUACUUUUUCUUAUUCCCUUAUACGAAAUGGUUCAAGCUCACCCUCUAGCAGUGAAAUCUCCAAUCCGAGAAAAUAUGAUAUCAGAAUUCGUUCAUUGCAACCUUCUGCAGAAUAUGGUUUUCCAUCUGUGUUGUAA